AAAAAAUUGGAAAAGAGAGCUCUUUAACAGCAAAGAAAAGAGAGAAAAAAGAGGAACAAAAUGGUACGUGUAUUGAAGAAGAAAAGAAAUUACAUGAAACUUCAAGAAUUAUAGGUCUCAAAAAAGCUCUUAACUUCUUUUGCAUCAUCAGUAAUGCGAAGAGAACAUUCAAUAUUUCAUCAAAAGAGCAACUGAUUUGCUUGCACGGAAUCAGAGCCAUCUCGGCGCUAUUGGUCGUAAUUUUUCAUUCUUCUUAUAUGAGUAACAAUGUAUUUAAGACUUCUGAGAGAUAUCAGUAUAUUAUGAAAACAAGGAUGACUCUAUUUUUUUAUAAUGGAGCUUUUGUCAUAGAUACGUUUUUUGUUCUUAGUGGGCUUUUAAAUGCGUAUUCAUUUUGUCAUCGCCACGGCAAAAGCGAAGGAAAAAUUUCAUGGAUUUCAUUUUAUGCACGCAGAUUUCUCAGGAUUUCGCCUUUAUAUUUCUUUGUUAUUGGAUUUUACUCUACGUUGUUUUCCUACCUGGGUUCAGGAGUCUUAUGGCCAACCUAUGACACGAACCCAGUGUGUAAAGAAAAUUGGAUAUGGCAUAUUUUAUACGCAAAUAACUUCCUUUCACACAUGAAAGAAUGCUUACUGUCCACUUGGUAUUUGCCGUGUGAAAUGCAAUUAUACAUAAUUAGUCCUAUUUUUCUGUUGCUAUUGAUGAGAUUUUGGGAAUAUUUUGAUAUGCUUUAUGUGAAGCCCUUUCCGAGAUUAGGUUCCUACUUGAUUGGAAUAACUCUUGGACAUUAUUUGUACCAAAGGAAAUUCAACCCAAUUAAACCCUGGAGUCAGGUAACACUUUCUUUGGGAUGGAUUAUAACUGCCCUUUUCCUGUGGAUUUCAAUAUUUGCUCUUUAUGGCAGAGAAGAAAAUGUUAUGGAAUUUGCUGUCUACAAUGGGCUGAAGCAUCUGUUAUUUUCGUGUAGUGUGGUUUGGGUUAUAUUCGUAUGUGCAACUGGGCAAGGAGGUUUCGUCAACAAAUUCCUUUCUAAUAAAGUGUUCAUUGUUAUUUCUUCUGUAUCGUUUUCAACAUAUCUUACUCAUCUCUUCAUCUUAGAGAGAUAUUAUUUGAUGUUAGAAGAACUACAAGAUUUUUCCGUGAUGCUAAUAACACCUCAUCUCGCUCUGCAGUAUCUACAGAUAUUUAUUGUUUCCGCUGUAGUAUCAACGAUUUUUGAGGCUCCUAUGUCAAGGAUUACUGAACUAUUCUUGGACAGAAGCAAACAAAAAAUAAAAUCUAUCAAGCAAAUAUAAUGAAAUAAAUGGGGAUACCUAUUAUUAUAUUAAUAUGUUUUUCA
Messenger RNA from Argiope bruennichi, 1339 nucleotides. RefSeq names its product nose resistant to fluoxetine protein 6-like. Lineage: Eukaryota; Metazoa; Arthropoda; Arachnida; Araneae; Araneidae. The coding region runs from base 258 to 1295 and encodes 345 amino acids. The record is from RefSeq and is a predicted model, not a curated record. Gene Ontology annotation, molecular function: acyltransferase activity, transferring groups other than amino-acyl groups. The transcript has 10 exons.